Molecule: messenger RNA, 2886 nt
Organism: Didymosphaeria variabile
Lineage: Eukaryota; Fungi; Ascomycota; Dothideomycetes; Pleosporales; Didymosphaeriaceae
Exons: 2
Coding region: 1-2886 (961 amino acids)
Molecular function (GO): lipid binding
Source: RefSeq, a predicted model, not a curated record
AUGUCGUCCUCCAAGGCCGUAAACGUGCCGGUCAACGAGAAACAGAAGGAGAAGGAUGUCAACAACAAGCUCCAGCUCUACGGCAUCUCCCAAGCAUUCGCCAACGGCAAAGUCCCCUCAAACAAGCAGAUUGAUGUUGCCCUCAACUCGGCGCUGGCCUCAAGACAGUUGAGCUCUCCUUCCAAGAAGCUGUCCGCGGAGGGUCAGACACUUGUUGCCGAUCUGAAGGACGUCAUCGAGCAGGCCAAGACACUACUGCUCACCAAGAAUGAGGGUAACCUGCUACAAGACUUCAUUUGGCAGACCGAGCAGAUUACCGGCGGCAACGCGCAGGUUCCUCAAGCACCUGUCGACAAGGACACUGCCAGGCAGCAUGGCAACGAGGCCCUCGAGGGUCUCCGCACCCUCGGCACCCUUAUCAUCUCCAAUGGCCAGUUCAGGAAGCUCCUCUCGGACGCUACCAUCCUCUUACGGGACAUUGCUGGCGACGCUGCCCAGAACACGGCCAACAAGGUGAAGCCGGGUGAGCAUCAGCUCAACCAGAUGGACCGCCCGGCCGAAGACAACACCUGGCAUGACGUCCCCGACUUUUCCAAGGACAACCUUAAGAAUCAGAUGAAGCAGCAGUCCCCCUUCUCCAAGGGCGACGCUCAGAAGGCCGCGGGUGAUGUUACUCAGGCCGCUCACCCCGAGGGCUCGCGCGACCCCGCUGAUGUUGCUCAAGCUGGUGCCACCGAAGCCCAGACUGGUCAGGCGACCGGUCUUAAUGCUCAAAACGCUGCGAGCGAGGCCAAGCGUCAGGUGUCCGAGAACGUUCCAGAGGAGCAAAAGGACCGCGCGCGUCAACAACGCGAGCGCCUGAACAACUACCUCCGACAGAAGAUGCCCGAGGAGCGCCGUGAGCAGACCAUCUGGCGUCUAAAGAAGAUGGUCGUCGAAAUCCAGGGCCACCAAGACUACCAGCGCGCCAUCGACACUUUGCUAACAUUGGCCGAGCGCUACGCCGGACACGGUCGUGAUGUUGCCCAGCAGGGCAAGGGAUCCGUCCAAGGUGCGCAUCAGGAUGAUUCGCUUCAGAUGGCGGAAGCUGACCUCAAGGUGUGUUCUUCAGGCUUUGUUCGUGAUAAUAUAGAUUGGCUAACGAAUAUCAAGACUCUGUUGGAACGCUUUGCCAACAGCACCUCUUUCGAUGAUCUAAUCGACUCCAUCAACCAGAUCUACAAGGACGCUGACCGCGACCCUGACCUCAAGAACUGGUUCAAGCACAUGGAUGCCUACGUCCGCAAGUGCCUGAAGCAGCAAGGCUUCAUCAUGGAGGAUAGCUCCAACGAGGAGUGGAACCGCUUGUAUGACGAUGGACACGCGCUCCUUCGUGGACGCUACCGUGGCCAUACCGACCGUAUUGCCGACGAGUUCAAGUUCAUCGGUCAGCAGUUCGACUCUGACCCUCAGAACAGGGCUUUUGCCAACUCCCUUACGAAGCUGUUCAAUGACCUUGGCCAUGACGAGAAUGGCACGACGACUUUCAAGCCUCAUCUCGUUAAGGAUUUGACUGAAGUCAUCCUUCCCGGCAUCUUCGAAAACAUCCGCUAUGUCCCUAUUCCUCGUAUUGAGUACUCUGACCCUAUGGUCGACGCUGUUGUUGAGAACCUCGUCAUUGAGGGUGACAAUCUCGCACCUAACGUUGCCGAAUUUGGCUCUGACAACUACUGGCGCUGGGGCCGCAAGCACGUGUCCAGCAAGAACAAGAACAAGGUUAUGCUGUCUGUUAGCGGCAUUCAGAUGGACCUCCGCGACGUUUCAUACUAUGUGAAGCGUAAGCAGGGCUUCCCUUCGAUUACCGACAAGGGUGUCAUGGACAUCUUCAUGGGUGGCAAUGGAUUCAGCUUUAAGGUCGAGAUGGAGAACGCUGACAGGUCCAACGACAACGUUCACUACUUCAAGAUUAACAAGGUUACUAGCGAUAUCGAGAACUUGCAGAUCAAGAUGAAGAAGAGCAAUCACAAGCUUCUCUUCAACCUCUUCAAGCCACUUCUGCUUAAGGUCAUGCGCCCUGUCAUUCAGCGCGUCCUUGAGAAGCAGAUCAAGGACAACGUCAAUCAGCUCGACGCCAUUAUCUACGACAUCAAGAAGGAAGCCGACAAGGCUGCCGAGGACGCCAAGCGUAACCCUGAUCCGGAGAACAUUCAGAACAUCUACCAGCGCUAUGCUUCUGCUGCCAACCAGCGCAUUAUGCAGGGCAAGCAGAAGAAGGACAAGCUUGAGGAGCGUGCCAAGGAUACACACGUCAACAUGGCCGUUACUCAACAUGACAGCAUGUUCCAGAACAUCAACCUCCCCGGCGGCAUCAGCACAAAGGCCACUGAGUACAAGGAGCUCGCUGCUAAAGGUGAGAAGUGGGAGAGUCCCAUCUUCGGCAUCGGCAGUGCCAAGGAGACCUCUACUCUUCCCAAGAUUCCCUCCGUCCAGCGCAAGCCUCACGGUCGCCCCGAGGGGUACGGAGCUGAUCCUAGCAUGGGUGGUCCUGGUGCUGGUCUUGGUAGCUCUCAGGGUGUUGGAUCCGGCUUCCAUAACGAGGCCGGUCAGGGCUUGUCUCAGACUGGCUACGAUGGUGCUGGCUACGGCCAGGGAGGCUCCACUGGUGCUGGAUACGCACAAGGAGGCCCAACUGGCGCCGGAUACUCACAAGGAGGUCCAACUGGUGCCGGAUACGCACAGGGAGGUCCAACUGGUGCCGGGUUCGCACAAGGUCACCCGACUGGUGCUGGUGCUGGCCUCGCCAAUCAGAUGGACGGUGCUUUCAACGCAUCUGCCCCCAACACUGAGUCCGUCCCCGGAGGUACUGGCACUGCUGGCGCCCAGCCAGGCCAAGGCCAAUGUGAGUAA